UUUCCUUUAGCCCAUUAGCAGCCGCCUCCAUCCCUUCCCUCUAUCCCUCUCGUCUCCCCUUCUUGCAUCUAAUCCUCGUCCAUCUUUCAUCUCUUCUUCUUCCCUUUCUUCAAUCUCCACCGUCGCAAAGUUCCAUCUCCCUUCUCUCUCUCUCAUUUCUCUCCUCUUCCUCGUCAACUCUAACUCCUUUCAUCGUCGACCAUCGCAACCGUGUACUUCCAUCGCCGACCAUCGCAACUGUGUAUUUUCCUCUACCAGUCUGUGCAGUUAUCAAAGUGGUAUUUAGCUUGUUCUAUUCGCAAGUCUUCACGAUUCUUCUUGACAUCAAAGUGAAAGAUUUUGCAUUGGGCGUUUCCCGUUUGAGCUUCAAGAAACUUCAGCAAUGGAGAUGGAGAAGAAAGAGAUGGCUUCUAAAUCCUCUACUCCCAUAUCUAUUCCAGAGGCGUUCUUCCUCCACCUAAUCUCCGCCCUAGGCCUAGCCCUAGCUUUCUGGAUUGCUCAUUACAUCUUCUCCACCGAUCUCAUCUCCGAUCCUUCUCGUACUCUCUUCUUCAUUUUGGUCGUUCAAUCUCCCAUUGUGAUUCUUCUUUACAGCCGGUAUCGUACGGACCGACACCAAUGCUCGUACUUGAAAGCUGUGGCACGAGGAUUGCUUGGGCUCCCUACUGGAAGAAAUUCCCAAAUUUCACGAUCGACGAGGCCAGAAUGAUCCUUUGGAAACAAGCUGGCGGUAGGAUAAUGAAGGCCUCAGGUCGAUCCAAUCUGAAAAGAAAAGAAAAAUAAAAAACCACAAACAGAUAUGAAGAACGAGUGGAUUGAUUUUGGCGGUGGUGGAUCUGAGCUGCGGCUGCAAAAUGGUACACAAAAUUUUAGACCUAUUAUUAUUGAUUUAACUCUUUGAUACAUUGUGCAAGACCUUUUUUUUUUUUAAAAGGAGUUUAUACAUAAGAGUUAAAAAGUAUAAAAGAAAAAGAUUUAGUUAUAUUUAACAUUACAUCAUGCAAGCAAUUGAAGGAGUGAAGAGGUAAGAAUCAUGUGGUACGAUCUCCAAGACAAUGGUCUGAAUGAAAACCUUGCCAUUUCCAUUCUUAGCUUGAAUUUCUUUAAGAUUCACCUUGUGAAGAGCCGGUGCUUUGAGAGAGAGAAUUGAGGUUGUCUGGGAGGUAUUGGGAAGAUCGUCAAAAAUAUGACUUUUUUGUUUUUGUUUAUUCAUAUUGAUGUAUGGUGGUUUGGUUUUUCUUACUGAGCUUGUAAUAAUUGAAUCUAUCUUGUAUUGAGAUUGGUUCUUCUUGAUUUGAUUUUAUGAAUAUGAAUUAAAUCUUUGUGAUCAA
Cucumis melo (muskmelon) is the source of this 1331-nucleotide messenger RNA. RefSeq lists its product as uncharacterized. Bases 383 to 709 code for a protein of 108 amino acids. The record is from RefSeq and is a predicted model, not a curated record. Lineage: Eukaryota; Viridiplantae; Streptophyta; Magnoliopsida; Cucurbitales; Cucurbitaceae. The transcript is spliced from 5 exons.